GAUGCCACCGUCAGUUGUGAUCUGAACUCUGUGGGGGAAGCAACACUACUUGCUGGCUCAACACUCGGAUAUUCUGCGCCAGGGGACCCGCUCGGUGUAGGAACUCGGAAGGAUGCGACGCCGCCUGAUGCUGACUCUCCCCGCCCUCACCUUCCUGGCGGUGGGCGUGUGGGGCCACGGGCGGCUGAUGGACCCGCCCGCGAGGAACGCCAUGUGGAGGCUCGGCUACCCGAACCCCGUUAACUACAACGACAACGAACUCUACUGCGGAGGAUUCGUAGUCCACUACCAGCAAAACGACGGAAGGUGCGGCGUCUGUGGUGAUAACUAUGUGGACAAAAUACCAAGAUCUCACGAAGCAGGAGGUCUCUAUGCCAACGGGAUCAUUGGCAGAAGAUACGUGGCUGGGCAGGUCAUUGACAUCGAGGCAGAGCUGACCACAAACCAUAAGGGCUACAUGGAAGUUAGACUGUGCCCGAAUAACGACCCUAAGAAGAUUAUCACUGAAGAAUGUCUCAGUCAGUACGUCCUCCCUCUCGAAGGCACGCAGGAAACGCGCUUUAUCAUUCCUGAGGAGAGCAAGAAGUACGAGAUCUUCCAGUGGCGCGUCAAACUGCCCGAAGGAGUCACCUGCAGCCAUUGCGUCCUGAGAUGGAAGUACUUCGCAGGAAACACCUGGGGCGUGAACCAAGAGGGCCUGGAGGGCGUGGGUCAGGGACCUCAGGAGACUUUCAUCAACUGCGCCGACGUCGUCAUCAACACGCAGACGAGCGGCUUCACAGGAUAUCCACAGGAGAGCAACCAGGUGGACAACCCUUGGGCUCUCUACUACAAAGGCAGCUUCCCUGGAGUCCCUGGAAUUCCUCAAGACUCCAAGGAUCAGCGCCCCGGAGGACUCAAACCGCUGGUUAUUAGGUCGCAGGUGUGUCUCCCAAUUGAACCUCUGAGGGAAGUUCAUAGGCUAGAGGAAUGGUGCAAGACGAACUGCCUGAAGUACCCUCCCAACUGCGACCCUGAGAUCUGUAAAUGUGUUAACGAAUGUGAAGCCAUCGGCGAGUUUGCCAAGCAGCCCGGGGCCGACAUCUACUGCCACCAGAACUGCCUCAGGAACCCUCCCAUUUGCCCCAAGGACCGGUGCAGAUGCUUCUAAGAGAGGAUCGAUCCCGUCGCCCGGUGUUUCCUGGCGAUGGGGACGAGGAAGUUGACGGCGGAGACUCUCGCAGUGAAUGUGACAAUGGCUAAUCGUGCGGUGAUGAUAAUUAUUGGUUUUAACUGGUGCUGUUGUUGUUACGACUGCUUGUGCUUUUAUCUGGCAUUACGAUUAUUGUUGUUCUUCUGAUAUUUGUUUAUGCUGUUGGUCUCUGUAAUUUUUGGUUAUUUUCUGUUAGUUGUAUUAAUGGUAACAAUAAUGAUAUUGGUAACAUUAUUAUCGUUAUUGAUGUUCAUGCUGUUGCUGUGUGGUGUUAUUGCUAUGAUGAUGAUGAUUAGCAUUAUCGUUAUCAUUAUUCAUUAACAUUCUAUUGAUGAUGCUGUUGUUGUUAUUGAUAUUAUCAUUGCUGUUACCAAUAUUGUUGUUACUAUUAU
Penaeus chinensis is the source of this 1584-nucleotide messenger RNA. RefSeq lists its product as uncharacterized. The transcript has 9 exons. The record is from RefSeq and is a predicted model, not a curated record. Bases 113 to 1150 code for a protein of 345 amino acids. Lineage: Eukaryota; Metazoa; Arthropoda; Malacostraca; Decapoda; Penaeidae.